Gavialis gangeticus (Gharial) is the source of this 3964-nucleotide messenger RNA. It is a transcript of the gene SMAD5, whose product is annotated as SMAD family member 5. Gene Ontology annotation, biological process: cell differentiation; regulation of transcription by RNA polymerase II; BMP signaling pathway. Bases 362 to 1759 code for a protein of 465 amino acids. The transcript is spliced from 8 exons. Lineage: Eukaryota; Metazoa; Chordata; Crocodylia; Gavialidae. Gene Ontology annotation, molecular function: I-SMAD binding; DNA-binding transcription factor activity, RNA polymerase II-specific; RNA polymerase II cis-regulatory region sequence-specific DNA binding. The record is from RefSeq and is a predicted model, not a curated record. Gene Ontology annotation, cellular component: heteromeric SMAD protein complex.
AGCUCCACCCCUAGCCUGUCUGUCGCCAGUAUGAGAGAAAAAGGGAGAAAUAGAAAUCACUUGGAAAGGAACUAGAGGAAAAAAAAUAAGGGCACAGAAAAUGGAGCUGCAAUAACUUUCUUUCUCCAAGGUCUUGUAAGAAGUACUGGCAUGACAGACGUGGAGAAUGUCUUCCAUUUUUCCACAGAACAGGAUUAAUUCAGAAGACUCAUCCUGUGAUAGAAAGACGUUAAUUACCAAGUGACAUCUGCUCAAUCAGUUGCUGUCUUCCAGGAAACAAUACAGCUUAUUCACUGCAAAAACUCCUUCUUGCAAACACUGAAGUUUAUUUGUGUAGAAGUUCCUUGAAGACUUGUGUCAAAUGACGUCAAUGGCCAGUUUGUUCUCUUUUACUAGCCCAGCUGUAAAGCGUCUGUUGGGCUGGAAACAAGGAGAUGAAGAGGAAAAAUGGGCUGAAAAAGCUGUUGAUGCCUUGGUAAAAAAGUUAAAAAAGAAAAAAGGUGCUAUGGAGGAAUUGGAGAAAGCCUUGAGCAGUCCUGGACAGCCCAGCAAGUGUGUUACCAUUCCCCGUUCUCUAGAUGGCCGACUUCAAGUCUCUCACAGAAAAGGCUUACCCCACGUUAUUUACUGUCGUGUUUGGCGUUGGCCUGACUUGCAGAGUCACCACGAGCUGAAACCAUUGGAUAUUUGUGAAUUUCCUUUUGGAUCGAAGCAAAAGGAAGUUUGUAUUAAUCCAUACCACUACAAGAGGGUGGAAAGCCCAGUUCUACCUCCAGUGUUAGUGCCUAGACAUAGCGAAUUCAACCCACAGCACAGCCUACUAGUUCAGUUCAGGAACCUAAGCCACAAUGAACCGCAUAUGCCACACAACGCUACGUUUCCAGAUUCUUUCCAGCAGCCCAACAGCACUCCAUUUUCCAUUUCACCGAACAGCCCCUAUCCACCUUCUCCAGCCAGCAGCACUUACCCAAGUUCCCCAGCCAGUUCUGGACCUUCAAGUCCAUUUCAGCUGCCAGCUGAUACUCCUCCUCCUGCGUAUAUGCCCCCUGACGAUCAGAUGGGGCAGGAUAGUUCGCAAUCUAUGGACACAAGCAACACUAUGAUUCCUCAAAUUAUGCCAAAUAUAUCCAGCAGAGAUGUUCAACCUGUUGCCUAUGAAGAGCCUAGGCACUGGUGUUCAAUUGUGUACUAUGAAUUAAAUAAUCGUGUUGGAGAGGCUUUUCAUGCAUCUUCCACCAGUAUCUUAGUAGAUGGAUUUACAGAUCCUUCUAAUAAUAGAAACAGAUUCUGCUUAGGUUUGCUGUCCAACGUUAAUCGGAAUUCAACAAUUGAGAACACUAGGCGACACAUUGGAAAAGGCGUUCAUCUUUACUAUGUUGGUGGGGAAGUCUAUGCCGAGUGCUUAAGUGACAGCAGCAUAUUUGUACAGAGCAGGAACUGCAAUUAUCAUCAUGGCUUUCAUCCUACCACUGUGUGCAAGAUUCCCAGUGGCUGCAGCCUAAAAAUUUUUAACAAUCAGGAGUUUGCUCAGCUUUUAGCUCAGUCUGUCAAUCAUGGAUUCGAAGCAGUUUAUGAGCUCACCAAAAUGUGCACCAUUCGAAUGAGUUUUGUAAAGGGUUGGGGAGCAGAAUAUCACCGGCAAGAUGUCACAAGCACCCCAUGUUGGAUAGAAAUUCAUCUUCAUGGGCCCCUGCAGUGGCUGGAUAAAGUACUGACACAAAUGGGCUCACCUCUUAAUCCCAUCUCCUCUGUUUCAUAGUGCCGAAGUAUUCUCUUCAAGUUGAAUCUUUUUAGCGAACUUAUUCUAAUUCUAGAGAAACUUCCAAGGUGGAUACUGUGAGCUACAUGGAAAACAGAUAUUAUGGUUAAACUUCUUACCCUGGUGUGACCAAUUCCAUUGUGUAUUGAUGAUCAGUUUUACAUUUCAAUUUGUUCUUGUGAUACUCAAGUGACAAUUGAGACCUAAGAAAAAAAAGUCUAUUGAAAAUUUUAGAACAUUUUUUCCUUUCCUUCAUAUAAGACUUAAACAGGUAUUUGUCUUAACUGGAACUUUUUCUGUCAUGUAGGGACAAGAAUUUUGAAGACUGACUAUAGGGAGUAAAUACAUAUCAUAGAUUUAAAAAAAAUAUUAAUAAACUGCUGAACUUGUGCAGCUCCAGCUUACAAGCAGUAUUUUUAGUAAAGCUGCAUAACAAUUUUGGAUGACAAUUUAUAAACAAAAUUAGCCUUUAUUAUAGCUAAUUUUGCUUCAGUUUGAACAAUGUGAUUUAAGUGUACACAUGUUGAAAUUAUACUUUUUUUACAGAUACAGAAUGGUGUAAAACACUUGCAUUAUCUAUUGAAAAAGUGCCGUCAUAAACACACUGUAUAUUCAUUGCAAAAGAGCAAGCAUUAGCUUCAUCCCUCAUCACUUUUUUUAAUAUUGCUUUUAACCACCGUUUAAAUAGUAAUUGAUGAAAGGUAAACUUCCUACACUUCUCUGGACUUAGUAAUUCUUGUUUUUUUUCCUUUGAUUUAUGCCUAUACCAUUUGGAUGUUGUUGCCAAGGUCUAGCUUUUUUUUUUGUAGAUACCCUCUGUAUUUUAGCAUAAACACUACUUUUUGUAAAGGCAGUACUUUUCUUGGAAAGAUUUAAGUGUUUUUUGGGUUUUUAUUCUUCCUAGUUGCUUUUGACCUGUGUAGAACUGGUGUGUGUUAAUGUCCUAGUCUCUCAACACUUAUUACAGUAUUAGCGAUUAAGCUGUAUUUAAUUCACUUUGCACAAAUUUGAUCUCUUCUGCUCAUGCUAGUCAAAGACUGAAUGGCUUAAAACUAAGUAAUUGAAUGCAAGGCCUUUCAUUUUUAAGUCACCCACACAAAUACAAACCUGUUUGGUAAUGAGCAAAAAUCAUUGCUACUAGUGGCCUUUAUGAUAAGUGGUCUUAGUCCAAUUUUUUAUGAGCAGCUGUCCCCUGGCAUAUAUAGUCUACCACUGUAUUUGCAGUCUUAGCAGAGAAAGGAUUGAAUGGACAUAGAGGUUAAAUUGCUCCUUCAUCCACGUAGGAAACCCUUCAGGGAGACUGUGGAGGUGCAGUGGCAGGGUGCUGUGAGAAGGGUUGGACAGCUGCUGCCUGUGCUGAAUCUGUCUUGUAGAGAGAGGGUGACACCCAGACUCAAUGCAGACACUGAAAACAAUCAUUUAAAGGGCAAGACUAUCUGGAAGAACCAUUUCAGUGAAGAAAUGACCUAAAAGAAAUGUAGAGUGGAACUUUUUGACUGAACUCAGUUAUAGCCUGACUCUAAUUCCCAAGGUUUGUUUUUUUUCCCUUAACAUGCAACCAAGGCCUCUUAAUGCAUAUAAUAACUCUGACUUAUGCAAGUAAAGGUAAAGCAUUUGGGAAUUGGUAAAAAAAAAAAAAACUCUAAAGCUCAAGUACUUAAAAGUUGCCUUGUAGCUAGUUGCUGCAGUCCCUGGGUGUAUUGUGUGCUUACCUGAGUUAUUCUUGUAUCCUUUAUUGGUGAUAGAGCUUUUGCUGAAAUGUGGUGAUCCCUUCAUCACAUGGUACAUUGGUAAAGAAUCACCUUAAAGGAACAAGGCUGUUUACAUAUCAAGAAAACAUGUUUCUUUUGAAAUGCCUUAAAGGAAUAAAGAUAGAUUGAUACUUUCAUAGAUCUUUAAUGCUAUCUUGUACAGAAAUUUACUGUUUUUUGCUUGAUUUAUUUUAAAAUAUUUUUUUUUUCCUCCACCAUUUUAAACAACAACCCCCCCUCCCCCUGAAAAAACACCAACCCUUCAGGACAAAAAGUAACAAUGCUUUGCCAUUUACCUUUGUCUGUUGCUUAUUUCUUUGAAUGAUAGGCAGUUGAUGGUUUUAUCGAAUGAGCUACAGGCUCAGCUGUGCCCUUUCUUUGUCACUUUAUCAAUAUCAGCACUACAGUAUCUUGAUGAACUCAUGUUUUUAUUAAUGUCAUGAAAUGCGGCGUU